UCGACACCCCCCCCCCCCCAUAUUCCCUCAAAAAGCCAAGCGAACCCCUCUCCAUCUCCCCAUCUCCCCAUCUCCCCAUCUCUCUGUCUUCCAAGCGGAACAAUGACCGACAACGUUGAUGCGGCCGUGCAUCCGUGGAUGCUUGGCGUCGUCGAGGGCUUUUACGGUCGUCCGUGGCAGAUGCACCAACGAUCUGAGCUCUUCACGCUUCUCAACCAUUGGGGCAUGAACGCCUAUGUGUAUGCUCCAAAGGACGAUCACAAGCACCGUGCCUUCUGGCGCCAGCUCUACACCGACGACGAGCUCGCACGCCUGAGCGAGUUGAUCGCAGAGGCGCGCAGGAACAACGUGGAGUUCAUCUACGCCAUCUCCCCUGGUCUCAGCAUGGUCUACUCAUCGGAUACAGAGAACAAACUCCUCCACGACAAGCUGAGCCAGGUGCAUGAGCUCGGAUGCACGAGCUUUGCCAUCCUUUUUGACGACAUCGACAAGGGCAUGUGCACGGAGGACCACGAGGCGUUUGAGUCGCUCGCACACGCGCACUGCGAGGUUGCCAACCGCAUUCUGUCGUACAUUGGACCGCGCCGCCUCCUUUUCUGCCCGACCGAGUACUGCACGUCCCGCGCAGAUCCGAGCAUCAAGGACAGCGCGUACCUGUCCACCGUCGGGCACGUGCUCGACCCGGCCAUCCAGGUGCUGUGGACCGGCGAUGCCGUCAUCCCAGAGUACAUCACGCCAGAGUCGCUUGCCCCCGUCAACGCCGCCAUCCGCCGCAAGUGCGUCAUCUGGGACAACAUUCACGCCAACGACUACGACCCGCGGCGCGUGUAUCUUGGGCCAUAUGCGGGGAGGCCGCACCAGCUGCGCGAGCACGUGGACGGCGUCCUCACCAACCCAAACUGCGAGUACACGUCAAACUUUGUUGCGCUGCACACCAUGGCUGCGUGGCACAACCUCGGCCCCGCAUACGACCCGCGCGUUGCGUACCGCCAGGCCAUUACGGACUGGCUGCCGCGCCUUGUGUCGCGCGGGCAGCAGGCGGCCAUCACGGCGGAGGCGAUGGUGCGGCUGUGCGACAUGUUCUAUCUUCCUUACCAGCACGGUUCAGCUGCAUCCACUUUUAUUGCAAACUUCCUCUGGCUCGAAGACACCCCGACUACCGACGAGGAGUGGAGUGACCGGUGCAACACGUUCAGAGAAGAGUGCACCCACCUGGUCAAGCUCUGCAAGACGGUGUGCGCGCUCUCCUGUGACCUCGCGCGCGACCUCUACCGCUACCUCUGGGACCUGCAGGAGAUGCUGUCGAUGUUGUGCGGGGUGCUUGAUCGCCUAUCGUCGCCGAUUGCCUUCCGGCCAACCCGCACUGCCCGACCGUCCCUCGCCCCGUCCCUUGCCUUUGGCGGCAUGCUCGCCACCUUGCACCAGCUGGUGCUGCCGUACGGCGCGGAGCACGGCACGUCCAUCUGCACGAGCCACCGCAUCUACGCCAUGCGGCCGUGCUUCGAGUCCGACCGCGACUACCUCUACGACCUCUGCAUCAAGGCGGGCAGGGCCGGCGCCGACCCACAAAAAGUGUACGAGUGCCCAACGAUUCUGGGCGACCGCUGGGUGGGGCCCUACCUCUCUCUUCCCGGCUGCCUCGCUUACGUGCUCGAGGACAACCAGGGCGUGUGCGGGUAUGUGCUUGCUGCCAUUGACUCGCGCGCCUUCUACCGGGACCUGCAGUCGCUGUAUCUGCCGAGCGUUGCCGGCAAGUACACGCCGCCGGCGGAGCCGCGCAGCAACUGGAAGCCCGUCGACCACCUCCUCCACGAGCUCCUCAACCCCACAUUCUACAUCGACGAAGACAUCAUGAAGUCGUACCCGUCGCAUCUGCACAUUGAUCUCCUGCCGCGUGCACAGAAUCAGGGCAACGGGCGCCGUCUCAUCAACCUCCUCCUCCGCAACCUCCAGGCGUGUGGCUCCGUCGGUGUCCACCUCGAAGUCCCCGCUGAAAGUGCGGGCGCACACCGCUUCUACGAGCGGCUCGGCUUCUCCCCCCUCAGCGUCAACAUGGCGAACAAGGUGUACUUUGGCAAGACGUGGGCGUCGUCGGCGCCGGAAUCGCAGCCAGACGCGCAGCUGUCGUCGCACACGGCCAUGUUGCCAACGGGCGCCACCGCCACUUGCUCCGUCGUGCCAGCGACCACCACAUGAUGAACAAUGCACCGUGCAUGGUGCGGCGUGCGUCAUGGCGUGUGACGAUUGACACAUGACAUGACUCCGACGUCGUGGUCACCGGUCACCUUGUGUGCGCCUUUCUCUCCUUUUCCCACCUCAUUCAGUGUGUCUCUCUCUGUGUCGUCCCUUUCCUUCUCCUCCUCUCACUUCCUUCCUUUCCUGGUCAUUCUUAGCCUGUCUCAAUCCGCAAUGUAAUUAUGCGGUGAUUGUUUCACACACACACACCUCCCCCUUCUCCAAUCCAACCCCUCUUCACGUGAUGUCACCAACCAACAGAGGGGUGUCGUGUUUGUGUGGUUUGCUGAAUUGCCAUGUUUGCUGGUGGCACAGUGGUUGUGUUUGCCAAUGGCUUGUUUUGAUGAUGUGUAUUGUGCGCGGUUCACGAGCCCUAUUUCAGAGGUUACAAUGACCCACUGCUUCAAUUGUGUAUUUGCACGUACACAGCACCUUAGCUUCUUCUAUUGCGCCGCCUUCUGCUGCCGUUAAAUGCGAGCGGCGUUCACAUCUUAAUCUGCAUUCGCCCUAACUGCCGCCACCUGCUUUCCAUGUUGUUGUUGUUGCCGUUCUCUGUCCUUUUCCUUAAACACGGCACCCUUUCUCCCCACACACGUCUCUUCAUGCGAUUGGGAUGAGGGUUAUCACCAACCUCCCUCCCUCCCUCCCAUCUUUCCCCACACCCCACAUCCUAGUUUCUCCCCUGCUGUGUGCUGUUGACCUGGUUAUCGUGCA
Salpingoeca rosetta is the source of this 2949-nucleotide messenger RNA. RefSeq lists its product as uncharacterized. Lineage: Eukaryota; Choanoflagellata; Craspedida; Salpingoecidae. Gene Ontology annotation, molecular function: beta-N-acetylglucosaminidase activity; acyltransferase activity, transferring groups other than amino-acyl groups. The coding region runs from base 103 to 2196 and encodes 697 amino acids. The transcript has 8 exons. The record is from RefSeq and is a predicted model, not a curated record. Gene Ontology annotation, biological process: glycoprotein metabolic process.